AUGUUCUUUUUCUCAGACGACAGUGAGAACGCCCCGUAUAAUGCGGCUAAGCCGCCUCUUCCUUAUUUCCCUGGACAGGAGUUUACUGUCCGCUCUCAUAUUCCUCCGCCUCCCACAUCUAUAGAUUGUUUGCCAGGUCCUGAAAGCCACGAGGAGUGGCAAAAGAAAAGCCCACUUGAGCGCUGUUUUACCAAUCCACCUUCACCAGGCGCCGACGGAGAUCAGCUUGUCAGUCUCAUAGUAUCCAAGGAAAUACGGUUGGAGGAUAACCAUAACUCACAGCUCGUGAUCGUUGAUGUCUUGGAUGUCACUCCGUCUAUCGCACAGGGACCACAGAAGGCUACAACUGUCCUUGCUAAAUUCUAUGACCCUCUCUAUCAGGACCAUAGACAAGACGACGAAGAUCCCUUUCUCGCUGUUGAGCAUGAUUACACGCACGAAGCUGCGGCAUACACUGCCCUUUCGGAAUUACAGGGAACCGUUAUUCCAAAAUAUUACGGCUCGUUUACUCUCGAGUUACCUAUUGAUAACUACGAGACUAAGCGUCUCGUGAGGUUAAUCCUCCUUGAGCUGGUUGAAGGUGUUCCCAUGCGUAACCUCGAUCCCAAGAAGGUGUCUCAGCAACAACGAAAAGAGAUGAUGAAAGGGGUUAUCGACGCAGAAACAGCAAUUUAUUCAUGUUACAUCCUGCAUUGUGACACCCACCCACGAAAUGUCAUUAUCAAUAGUGACCCAGAGUCUAAUCGGAAGGUGACUCUUAUUGACUUUGACCGUGCUAGAAAAUAUCCGGACGCUUGCAUCCGGCCUGAAUUCGUAAAACUCGUUUGUCUUCCUGGCCCAGCUAGCCCGCUACUCCGCUGGCAUCGGCUUCGGUGGCCAGGCGUACAGUCUGAAUUCGAUGGCUGGAUUGAUUGGGACUGGCAAACUUGGCUUGAAGAAAAUUAUUCUGAUCCUCAGGGCACCCUUACACGUGAAAUGAAAGAGUUCUGGAUGCCGGAUGACCCAGGGAGUGUUUUAAGGCUUCCGGGACUGAAGAUUUGGUAG
Molecule: messenger RNA, 1044 nt
Organism: Arthroderma uncinatum
Lineage: Eukaryota; Fungi; Ascomycota; Eurotiomycetes; Onygenales; Arthrodermataceae
Exons: 1
Coding region: 1-1044 (347 amino acids)
Biological process (GO): protein phosphorylation
Molecular function (GO): protein kinase activity; ATP binding
Source: RefSeq, a predicted model, not a curated record